AUGGCCGCAAGUUACUCGCGAGACGUGCGCAAGGCGCUGGCCAAUGGCAUGUUCCCGAGCUGCAGCUCCUCCUGCCUCUUCGACUUCGAGCACCCGGAGUCCGUGAGCUAUGCCUGGGACGAGUCCCUGAAGUGCUGGAUGAAGGGCGCAGGAUGCCCGCAGAGCGCCCAGUUCGAGGCCGUCCAGCGCAAGGCCCAGAUGUGCUGA
Messenger RNA from Effrenium voratum, 207 nucleotides. NCBI's taxonomy places the organism in Eukaryota, Dinophyceae, Suessiales, Symbiodiniaceae. The record is from the annotation of a GenBank genome assembly.